UGGCGUAACCAUGGCGACGGGGGCGGGACGCAGCGCCUGAGCGCUCCGGGCUCAGCUGGAUUGCGGCCAAACUGGCCGGCUAGCGUCAGCUCCCGAGGGUUCCCAGGUUGAACAUGGAGGAGCCACGGGAGACUUUCUCCACGAGUGAGGGCCACGGAGGUGAGAUCGUUGUGGAGACACACGUGGUGGAAUCCACGGAGUCUGCGUCCCACGUCCACCUGGCCUGCAGUCGGCAGCACUGUGCCUUCCCCUUAGAUGGAGAUGCCCUCUGCGUGUGGAGCACCCAGGACCCUUCCCACCAGCCGCUCAUCCUGAGAGGACACCAUCGUCCAGUCACCGCAGUGGCCUUUGGAAACGCACACCCGCUCCUGCUCUGUUCUGCGUCCCGGGAUCGCGUCAUGAUGUGGAACCUGGGCGAAUGCAGAGAGAAAAUGCUCGACGGGCAGCCUCCGCGAGGGACAGUCCUCCACACCCUUCUGGGAGAAGUGCUGUGUUUAAGGCUUAGUCCCGACGACCGUGUUGCCGCAGUGUGUGCUGGAGAGCGAAUCCUCAUGCUGGACACCGAGCUGAAGCAAGUGUGUGGCCUCUCUGGGUUCAGUGGCUUUGAAACCUCAGUUUGGCUGUGGGAUGGAUGCUCUCACCUGGGACCGGGUGCCAGCUGCCGGCAGCGGGAGGCACGGGUUCCCAGGCCUGGAGUCCUGCCUUUUCCACUUGCCCAAGGAGUACAGUUCUCGCAGAGCCGGCGUGCACUAGUCGAGCUGGGCCGUCACCGGGGCCCGGUGACUGCGGCCGAGUUUUGUCCCUGGCAGACGCAUGUCAUCAUCUCGGCGUCCGCGGACAGGAGCUUUAAGGUUUGGGACCGCCGAAAGGGAUCGCUCAUACACAGCUCAUCAGUGUUGACAGCCUCCUCUCUCCUGAGUCUCGUCCUGGACCCGGGCAGCCAGCAGCUGGUGGCCGGCAGUGCGGACGGCCAGCUUUGGGUAUUCAGUUUGGCUGAAGGUCACCAUUACCGCUGUGUGACUCGAGUUGACCUAAGGAAACAGAGGGACACUUUCUCCACCAGGAAGCUGAGCAGCUGCCCAGAAGACAGCCGGCUUCCUCCCACUAAGGAAGAGGUCGAAGAGACACUUCCUGUGCUGAGCCUGGCCCCCUGUGAGUGUGAACUGAACGCCAGCUGCUUGUGGAUCGGAAGCUCGGCCGGUUUAUUCAUAUUUAACUUGGCAAACUUUGAAUUGGAAGCUGUGUUACAUUUCAAGGAGUUCGGGAGCCUCAGCAUUCAAGUUGCCGGAUCGUGUGCGAUGAUGAGCAGACCCUGCGGUCGUAAGGCCUUCUGCCUGCUCUCGGCCUUGUUUGGGAAGAAGAUCGCCCUGCUGGAGGUGGACCUGGCCGCCCUGCUGAGGUCGCAGCCGCGCCCCGGCAUGGGGGCCCGUCUGUCUGUGCUGCCCAGCUCCGGUGUCUUACCGACCUCUCCCCUGUAUUUUGGACCCAUUGAAGAAACAAGUGCUAAGCUGGCUCCUCAGAAACGAUCUGCUGCUCGGGCCAUCGUAAAGGACCAGCCCCUGGUUUUCCACAGUAAAGUUGCGUCGUCUGGAUACACAGCCGCCCCGCGUGUGACUAUGUUUUCACCAAAGACCAAUGUCCAGAAUGAUGGUAAAAGACCUUCAAAAUGCAAGAACAGUUACCGAUGCAAGGAUUAUCCUUUGGAGAGUCCUCUGCCAAGCAAGCUCAGCAGGCAGCUCGCUGUGUCCCAUGACCAGGCCGCUGUGCACUGUGUCCAGUAUUCAGCAGGAGAUGGACAGCGGCUGGCCUGUGGCUUAGCCAACCACCUAUCCCUGGUUUUCAGUGCUGACCUCACCGGGACACCUGCCGUUUUUUCAGGUCACAGCGGGGCCGUGAGCACCGUGUGCUGGAGCCAUGACGGCAGGUGGCUGCUGUCUGCUUCCCAGGACGGGACACUGAGGGUGUGGUCGGCCCGCAGGCAGGAGCUGGCGCUGUGUCUGGGCAAAGACAUGUUUCCCAGGCCUGUACGAUCUGCGCAGUUUUACUACCUGGACGCGUUUAUUUUGUUGUCCUCGGGCCCCGAGUUCCAGCUGCUCAAGUGCCAUAUCAGCACUGGCAAAGACGACGUCAGAAGGUACAAGCAGAAGAGCAGGUGCACGCCUGUCCUCAAGCUCCCCACGACCGAGGCGGUGGAGGUGACCAGCUUAUCGGCAGUGAAUGAGUUCUAUUCCUACCUGGUGCUGGCCGCCGGCAGGAACAGGACCCUGGAAGUUUUCGACCUCAACGCGGGCCGCAGCGCCGCGCUGCUGGCGGGAGUUCAUUCUCGGCCCAUCCACCAGAUCUGCCAAAACAAAGGCUCGUCAUUUGCAACCCAGCACCCCCAGGCUUAUCAUCUCUUUGCAACCACUGCCACUGGCGAUGGGGUGAAACUGUGGGACAUGAGAACCCUGAGGUGUGAGCGCCGAUUUGAAGGCCAUCCGAACCGCUGCCAUCCGUGUGGAAUCGCCUGGAGUCCUUGUGGCCGAUACGUGGCCUGCGGUGCCGAGGACAGACACCAUUUCCGCAGCAGGCAGAACGUGGAGACAACGCAGAUGUUUACGGGUGUGUGAAAAGGUGAGGAAAACGCGGCGAGCACGUGUGAUGAAAUGCUCCUCCGACACGAUGACGAAGGGGACCUGCCGUUUGGGACGACUCGGGAGCGCCUUGACGCUGUGCUCAGCGGCACAGCCCGUCGGAGAAGGACGCACGCUGGGUGGCGCCACGCAUCCGAGGGUGCGCAGCGGUCAGCGCGCGGCGUGCAGACCGGGGCGGUGGGUGCGGUGCCGGGCACUGCACCUUUGCUAAGACGGCGAGCCUGUGUCGCCUGUCGUUACUGUGUUGAGAAGAGGACGGAUGGAAACCCCCCCGGGAAGACAGGGCUGUCCCAGCCCGAAUCUUCUGGCCACUGUCAGCGUCGCUAAGUGCGGAAGAGUUUAGACCUUCUGUGUGUCCCGAUGCUGUUUUCAGGUCCACACCUCCGCCUGCGCCCCGAGCCACCCUGUAGAAGGAAGUGGAGCCGCUGGAGGUAACUUCUGGCUUUUUCCAGCAAGUACACGGGUCACGGAAGAUGAGAGGCUUUGCAGGAAGUCAGGCAGGCGGGUCCUGAAGAUGGAACAUUCUUCGGGACCCUGGACUGGGUUCUUCAGCGCGUCUGUGGCAUGAAAAGAGAAUGUCGGUUUGAUCGUGGCCUUGACCAGUGGGGGAAAGAUCAGUGUUGCUGUGAGGAGCUGAACCUGGGCAGCCUGGUCGAAAACCAGGGGUCCAGCCACUAGACUAGCGAGAGGCUAGAAGCGGACGUGUCCUCAUCGUACCCGCUGAAAGCAAGGCUGUUUCAAGGAGGCACAGCCUGUGGAAACGGCUGUUAGAGUCACGGGGCGGCGUGUGGGAGAGCCCAGACAAGGCGUCGAAGUCGGGGGCAAAGACGUGCCUGCGGCCCUGAAAAGACGCCAGCACCACCACGGACGAAACACAGGAAGCAGCAGCAGCGACGCGGAAGAGGAGUGCGGGGGCGGCGUCCCCGAGAGGCGAGGACGGCUCUCCCGGUCUGUUUUCCUUUGGCCGGUGUCUUGUUUAAGUCUCCCCCGACCGGACACAGGACGCUCCCAUAUGCGUGGCAUCUUUUGGCAGAGAGGGGCCCCGGAGCAAAGCGUCCUUGUGCCUGGCUGCCCUCCCUCUCGGACCCCGGGAGUCUCACUGCGCCUGUGCGAUUGGGGCGCUCUCCUCGACCCCCGGGGGAUCGGACGGUCAUCGUGUCUUUCUGUCCGGCAGAGCUCAGCUCCCUGUUAGCGCUUUCCUUGGGGUGUCAGAGGGAAGCGAGGCCCCGUUUACUUGGCCUGACGAGUCCCAGCUGUUCUCAGCCCGGGGCCCCUCUGCCUCCUGCCUCACCCUGGGCGUCUGGCCCGGAUGGGUACACGGGGUCGGUGCCAUUCCAGCGGCCACGGUGCUCUGACGUGGUUUGCCGUGGUUGCUGUUGCCAGAGCUUGGUGGUUGAGGAGAGAAAGAGGGCUCGGGUCGAGUGACCUCACAUCUUCCCGCAGAGCCCGGGCCUCCGGCUGGAACGAGGCAAUGCGUCUGUCUCGGGGCGGUUUUACAUACGUCUCGGUAUCCAACCUUGAACAUUUUGGCCCUCUGAGAAAAGCUUAUUAUUAUUUUUUAACCAAAUUCAGUGAUCUGAAGGAAUGUGCCCAAUUUUGAGAAACGUCAUUUCUGGAAGUAUUUUAAAAAGCAGAGCAAGCGGCCGAAAUGCUACAGUGGCUCCCUGUGGACGCCGUCCCUGCUGUCUCAGCAAGUGGAGCAUUAGCUUGUGUUUGCAGCUCAUGCUGUCUUCGAUCCUGGGGGGGCUGCGGGUGGAGGGAGGACCAAGGCCGCGAGCUAGAACCUGCGCGAUGAGAGCAUGAACGAGGCUUCAGCCUCGCGGAUACGGUUCAGCGGAAUUACAAACAGCCCCAGCGAACUGGUGCUGUUUGUGGAACAUUUGUCUUCUUCAGCAGCACAUCCAGUCCUCACGCUCUCUGCGAAAAUACUUUUGAGCAGUAAAGCAUCUUUCCAGCAGCCGUGUGGUUUGUGCCACGUCCUCAUCUUUUGCCGGAAAAAAAUACCGCUUCCUUCCCCCCUUUCUCAGGACUUACUGGUUUAGCUUUGGAGCAACGUUUACUCUGUACAGGUUUUGUUUCAGGUUUCGUAUGCUUCUUAGUACAUUUUAGCUAAAACUACUGCUCUCUGAUGGGGAGAGGUUGCUUCGUGAUCAGUUAACUAUUCUUGGUUACAGCUCUGACUAAAACAUUUUGUUCUCUCCAUGGAUUGUGGUGAAAUUGAAUCACUUGCAGAAUUCUUUCUUACUUUCCCACCAAAUUGUGUAAAGCACAUUUUGUCCUUUUGCACUGAUCGCCGCCACCGCGCGCAAGUGCAGCUCGUGGCAAGUGUGCAUCUAAUAAAAAACUGCUGCUAUUUG
Messenger RNA from Phacochoerus africanus (Common warthog), 4990 nucleotides. RefSeq names its product WD repeat domain 27 (gene WDR27). Lineage: Eukaryota; Metazoa; Chordata; Mammalia; Artiodactyla; Suidae. Gene Ontology annotation, molecular function: protein binding. The record is from RefSeq and is a predicted model, not a curated record. The coding region runs from base 114 to 2609 and encodes 831 amino acids. The transcript is spliced from 25 exons.